Eremothecium gossypii ATCC 10895 is the source of this 1719-nucleotide messenger RNA. It is a transcript of the gene TCM62, whose product is annotated as Tcm62p. The record is from RefSeq and is marked provisional. Gene Ontology annotation, molecular function: ATP-dependent protein folding chaperone; protein-folding chaperone binding. Gene Ontology annotation, cellular component: mitochondrial inner membrane; mitochondrial matrix. Gene Ontology annotation, biological process: protein import into mitochondrial intermembrane space; apoptotic mitochondrial changes; protein refolding. Bases 1 to 1719 code for a protein of 572 amino acids. NCBI's taxonomy places the organism in Eukaryota, Fungi, Ascomycota, Saccharomycetes, Saccharomycetales, Saccharomycetaceae. The transcript has a single exon.
AUGUGCGCUCUUCCCAGCGAUCCGCAGCGUUUGCACCUUGGAGGUAGUCGGAUUAUGCACGUAAUGCUUAGGAGUUCGGUUAGAGGGGUUAAGACGUUAUAUACACCAGUUUACAAUGCACAAGAUGCUGCUACACGUGAUGGCUUGCUUUACCACCUCCGAUUGCUGGACAAGGUACUAAACAAUAGUAGUCACAGCAGAACUUUGCUCUUUGAGUCCAAAUACAAGAGAUUGCCCACAUUUGUUACGUCUCGCGAUACCACGAGGCUGGAUAAGAUCACCAAGGAGCUUAUGACUGAUCUACAAAAAGAUCAGAUCUUGAAUCAUACGUUGCAACUGGACCCGCGCCAAAAACUUGGCAAGAUUGGUCUCGAGCUAUUUCUGGAUUGCGCCGAGGGAGAACUGAGUCCCACAGGCACCACCCUAGCGCUUGCGCUGCUGCAGGCGUACAAUCGGUUCCCAUCCCGGGAAACACUUACGGAUAUUACCGGCACACUAGACGAGGCACGGCGCAUCCUGGCAGAACAAAAGGUCAUAUUGAGUAGCCCUGCCGAUAUAGAGGCGCUGGUUGAUCAGCUAGCUUUCGAUCGUGAUGAUGGCGUGACGGCCAAGCGUGUAUUGAAGGCAUUAGACUACAAAUUACAUUCCGACGACAUUGUGCGUGUCGUGCGCGGCAACACUAUGAGUGACGAGAUUGAAAAAUCCGAGGGCUGGAAGUACCCCUGUGGCGUGUGGGACCGGAGCGAAGCCUACCUCCGUUCGCUCGAGUUGCCCACCAGAAAGCUGGUCUCCAUCAACCAGCCCUGCAUGGUGCUCGUCUAUGACGGCACCCUCCGCGAGCCAUCCUCUAUUCUUCCUACCUUACAUUACGCCGCGCAUCUAGGCCGUCCGCUUCUUCUAUUCGUGACAGGAGAGGUUCUAGGCGACGCUCUCUCCUAUAUCACCAUCCACAAUAACAAGCACCGUCGCAAGGACAACCCCGCGGCUGCCGUAAUCCUAAAGUACUCAGCAGCAGAUCACCUUGGUCUCACCAUUCAGGAGAACCACUCUCUGCUUGAGUUUUUAGGGCUGCCGCAUGGUGUGGGAAGCAUCUAUUCUCCGGCAUUUAGCGCUCAGCUGCCCAGCCGCCACACCGCUGCAGACUACUACGGCUCUGUUGCUUCCCUUAAAGCUACUACCGGAGAAUCUUUUCUACACAACCCUGGAGUCCGCAGUAUAUCGGACCCCGCUCUACGCACUACUUUGACGGUGCGCGUGGGUGCACCGUCAGAACUGGAAAUCGAUCAGCGGCGAGCAGCGCUAGACACGCUACUCAACGUGCAACUUUGCCACGGUCUGGCCAGCGGCUUUGUCCCGGCUCACGGCGUUGCACUUGCCAAGGCUGCGGCACUACUGAACCCCUCUCCCAACCGCCCUGGGGCCUGUGCGGCACGCGAUGCACUGCUGCUACCGCUUGACCAGGCCUCGCGAGCACUCUUGCCUAGCGCCACCCUAGCGCCGAGGGCCGUUGCAGACACGGUGACUGACCCGGAUUUUUUCUCCGCCUAUCUACCCGCCCGCACUGACGUACGGGCCAACGGCUUUCUCGAGCCUUGGCGCGCACUGGAUCGGACACUUACUCACGUGACCUCGUUUGUCACAGCCGCAGCUUCUUGUUCACGUCUGGUUGCACGCGUGCUAGACAGGCCCCCAAAACAGGCUGGAACCUCCUCUACGUAG